AUGCCUCCAACAAGCCUCAAGACACUAGUUCUCCUGGGCGCUCUGCUGACUGGACCCCUGGGCCCAGCAGGUGGCCAGGACGCACCCUCACUGCCCUGGGAAGUGCAGCGCUACGACGGCUGGUUUAAUAAUCUGAAGUACCACCAGCGCGGUGCUGCUGGCUCACAGCUGCGUCGCCUAAUACCAGCUAAUUAUGCUGACGGUGUUUAUCAGGCUCUGGAGGAGCCGUUACUGCCCAACCCUCGCCGGCUAAGCGAUGCUGUCACCAAGGGCAAAGCAGGGUUACCCUCGGUCCACAACCGCACAGUGCUGGGGGUCUUCUUUGGCUACCACGUGCUCUCAGACCUGGUGAGUGUGGAAACACCAGGCUGCCCCGCAGAGUUCCUCAACAUUUACAUCCCGCNUGGGGACCCGGUGUUCGACCCUGACAAGCGCGGGAACGUGGUGCUGCCCUUUCAGAGGAGCCGCUGGGACCCCAAGACCGGACAGAGCCCCAGCAACCCCCGGGACCAGAGCAACCAGGUGACCGGCUGGCUGGAUGGCAGCGCCAUCUAUGGCUCCUCUCAUUCCUGGAGUGACACUCUGAGGAGCUUCUCUGGAGGACAGCUGGCUUCUGGGCCUGACCCUGCUUUCCCGCGGAACUCCCAGAGCUCUCUGCUCAUGUGGAUGGCGCCAGACCCCUCCACGGGGCAGGGAGGGUCACAGGGGGUUUAUGCCUUCGGGGCUCAGCGCGGGAACAGGGAACCCUUUCUGCAGGCUCUGGGCUUGUUGUGGUUUCGCUACCACAACCUGUGUGCCAGGAAGCUGGCUCAGGAGCAUCCGCACUGGGGGGAUGAGGAGCUGUUCCAGCAUGCCCGCAAGAGGGUCAUUGCCACCUACCAGAACAUUGCUCUAUACCAAUGGCUACCCAGCUUCCUGCAGAAAACUCCUCCAGAGUAUUCAGGGUACCGCCCUUUCAUGGACCCCAGCAUCUCCCCGGAGUUUGUGGUGGCCUCUGAGCAGUUCCUCUCUACUAUGGUGCCCCCUGGGGUCUACAUGAGAGACUCCAACUGUCAUUUCCGGAAAUUCCCGAAGGAAGGUUCCGACAGCUCUCCGGCUCUCAGGGUCUGCAACAGCUACUGGAUUCGGGAGAACCCCAAUCUGAAGACUGCUCAAGAUGUAGAUCAGCUGCUGCUGGGAAUGGCUUCCCAGAUCUCAGAGCUGGAGGACAGGAUAGUGAUUGAAGACCUGAGAGAUUACUGGCCUGGCCCAGAGAGAUUCUCUCGCACAGACUACGUGGCUAGCAGUAUCCAGCGUGGCCGGGAUAUGGGGCUGCCCAGUUAUAGCCAGGCUCUGCUGGCCUUGGGACUGGAGCCUCCUAAGAACUGGAGUGCUCUCAAUCCCCAAGUAGAACCCCAGGUGCUGGAGGCCACAGCUGCUCUGUACAACCAGGACCUGUCCCAGUUGGAACUGCUCCUGGGUGGACUCCUGGAGAGCCACGGGGACCCCGGACCUCUAUUCAGCAACAUCAUUCUUGACCAGUUUGUGAGGCUCCGGGAUGGUGAUCGCUACUGGUUUGAGAACACUAGGAAUGGGCUGUUCUCCGAGGAGGAGAUUGCAGAAAUCAGAAACACCACCUUGCGGGAUGUACUGGUAGCUGUCUCCAACGUGGACCCCAGUACCUUGCAACCCAACGUUUUCUUCUGGCAGGAAGGUGCACCCUGCCCACAGCCUCAGCAACUCACAACGGAAGGCUUGCCCCAGUGUGUGCCUGUUACUGUGAUUGACUACUUCGAAGGCAGUGGUGCUGGCUAUGGUGUCACCCUCGUGGCUGUCUGCUGCUUUCCAUUAGUGAGUCUGAUUGUCGCUGGGGUGGUGGCUCAUUUCCGGGACCGAGAACGCAAGAUGCUACUAAAGAAAGGCAAAGAGAGUCUGAAGAAGCAACCAGCCAGUGACGGGGUACCAGCAAUGGAGUGGCCGGGCCCCAAGGAGAAGAGCUAUCCAGUCACUCUCCAGCUGCUUCCAGACAGAAGUCUGCAGGUCCUUGACAGACGGUUCACCGUGCUUCGGACCAUCCAACUGCAGCCCUCACAGCAGGUCAACCUCAUCCUGUCCAGCAAUGGUGGACGCCGCACCCUGCUACUCAAGAUCCCCAAGGAGUAUGACCUGGUGCUGAUGUUUAACUCUGAAGAGGACCGGGGUGCCUUCGUGCGGCUGCUGCAAGACCUCUGUAUCCGCUGCACUCCCGGCCUCCACAUAGCUGAGGUGGAUGAGAAAGAGCUAUUGAAAAAGGCCGUGACCAAGCAGCAGCGGGCAGGCAUCUUGGAGAUCUUCUUCAGACAGCUUUUUGCUCAGGUGCUGGACAUCAACCAGGCUGAUGCAGGGACUCUGCCCCUGGACUCAUCCCAGCAAGUGCGUGAGGCUCUGACCUGUGAGCUGAGCAGAGCUGAGUUUGCGGACUCCCUAGGCCUCAAGCCCCAAGACAUGUUUGUGGAGUCCAUGUUUUCUCUGGCCGACAAGGAUGGCAAUGGCUACAUAUCCUUCCGGGAGUUCCUGGACAUCCUGGUGGUCUUCAUGAAAGGUUCCCCAGAGGAUAAGUCCCGCCUGAUGUUUACCAUGUAUGACCUGGAUGGGAACGGCUUCCUCUCCAAGAACGAGUUCUUCACCAUGAUGCGGUCCUUCAUUGAGAUCUCCAACAACUGCCUGUCCAAGACCCAGCUGGCUGAGGUGGUUGAGUCCAUGUUCCGGGAGUCAGGCUUCCAGGACAAGGAGGAGCUGACCUGGGAGGACUUCCACUUCAUGCUGCGGGACCACGACAGUGAUCUCCAAUUCACGAAGCUCUGUGUCAAAGGUGGAGCUGGAGACACCAGGGACAUCUUUACAAAAAGCGGUGCCUGUCGAGUCUCGUUCAUCACCCGGACUCCUGGGAACAGGGUAACGGGGCCCUCUCCCCGGCUGUACACGGAGGCACUGCAGGAGAAAAAACAGAGUGGCUUCCUGGCCCAGAAGUUCAAGCAGUUCAAGCGAUUUGUGGAAAACUACCGGCGCCACAUUGUGUGUGUUACAAUCUUCUCAGCCAUCUGCAUAGGCCUGUUUGUGGACCGUGCCUACUACUAUGGCUUUGCCUCACCACCCACGGACAUCGAAGAAACCACCUAUGUGGGGAUCAUCCUGUCCCGGGGCACGGCGGCCAGCGUCUCCUUCAUGUUCUCCUACAUCCUGCUCACCAUGUGCCGCAACCUCAUCACCUUCUUGCGGGAGACCUUCCUCAACCGCUACAUCCCCUUCGAUGCGGCCGUGGACUUCCAUCGCUGGAUUGCUAUAGCUGCGGUUAUCCUAGCCAUUCUGCACAGUGUUGGACAUGCAGUCAAUGUGUACAUUUUCUCAGUCAGUCCCCUCAGCCUGAUGGCCUGCGUCUUCCCUAACGUCUUUGUGAAUGAUGGGUCCAAGUUUCCCCCAAAGUACUACUGGUGGUUCUUUGAGACAGUUCCAGGUAUGACAGGAGUCCUCCUGCUCCUGGUCCUGGCCAUCAUGUAUGUCUUCGCCUCCCACCACUUCCGCCGCCGCAGUUUCCGGGGUUUCUGGCUGACCCACCACCUCUAUGUUGUGCUUUAUAUCCUGAUCAUCAUCCACGGCAGCUAUGCCCUCAUCCAAUUACCCAGCUUCCACAUCUACUUCCUGGUCCCGGCAAUUAUCUAUGGAGGGGACAAGCUGGUGAGCCUGAGCCGGAAGAAGGUGGAGAUCAGCGUGGUGAAGGCGGAGCUGCUGCCAUCAGGGGUGACCUACUUGCAGUUCCAGAGGCCCAAGACGUUUGAGUACAAAUCAGGGCAGUGGGUGCGAAUCGCCUGCCUGGAUCUGGGUACCAAUGAGUACCAUCCCUUCACGCUGACCUCUGCACCCCACGAGGACACGCUCAGCCUGCACAUCCGGGCUGUGGGACCUUGGACUACUCGCCUCAGAGAGAUCUACUCACCCCCAGCGGGUGGGACCUGUACCAGAUACCCAAAGCUGUACCUUGAUGGACCGUUUGGAGAGGGCCACCAGGAGUGGCAUAAGUUUGAGGUGUCAGUGCUGGUAGGAGGGGGCAUUGGGGUCACCCCCUUUGCCUCCAUCCUCAAAGACCUGGUCUUCAAAUCGUCCAUGGGCAGUCAGAUGCUCUGUAAGAAGAUCUACUUCAUCUGGGUGACAAGGACUCAGCGGCAGUUUGAGUGGCUGGCUGACAUCAUCCGGGAGGUGGAAGAGAAUGACCACCAGGACCUGGUGUCUGUGCACAUCUACAUUACUCAGCUGGCUGAGAAGUUCGACCUCAGGACCACCAUGCUGUACAUCUGUGAGCGGCACUUCCAGAAGACGCUGAACAGGAGUUUGUUCACGGGCCUGCGUUCCAUCACCCACUUCGGCCGCCCUCCCUUUGAGCUCUUCUUCAACUCUCUGCAGGAAGUCCAUCCACAGGUACAUAAGAUUGGAGUCUUCAGCUGUGGUCCUCCAGGGAUGACCAAGAAUGUGGAGAAGGCCUGUCAGCUCAUCAACAGGCAGGACCAGGCCCACUUUGUGCAUCAUUAUGAGAACUUCUGA
Mus pahari (shrew mouse) is the source of this 4554-nucleotide messenger RNA. RefSeq names its product dual oxidase 2 (gene Duox2). The transcript has 32 exons. The coding region runs from base 1 to 4554 and encodes 1517 amino acids. Gene Ontology annotation, biological process: defense response; response to oxidative stress; superoxide anion generation. The record is from RefSeq and is a predicted model, not a curated record. Gene Ontology annotation, molecular function: peroxidase activity; calcium ion binding; superoxide-generating NAD(P)H oxidase activity. NCBI's taxonomy places the organism in Eukaryota, Metazoa, Chordata, Mammalia, Rodentia, Muridae. Gene Ontology annotation, cellular component: plasma membrane; NADPH oxidase complex.